CCAAGUUCACAACACAUGGCGACACACAAUGACGCAGCAAAUAUGAUUUUUUUCUCCUCAUUUUCAAGUAGAUUUACAAAGGAUCAUGGCUGGUUGCUUAUCCCAGCCGUUGCCUAUAUAAGCUCGUCCCAUUCAGUUAAUAACUCACCGGCUGAAUUGUUGAAAGUCAAGCGAUCACAUUACUUGUAGACGGGUUUGAGAUCAACGAACAAUAAUCACCAUGGCUGCUGUGUCGGGCAAACGGAUUGUGUAUGCCAAGGCCUUCGACGGAAAUGUGAAGGAUUCGGAUUUCCGUCUCGAAAAGAUUCAGGUUCCUGCACCCAAGGACGGAGAGGUUCAACUCGAAGCCAUGUAUUUGACUGUCGAUCCGUACAUGAGGUUGAUGACCCCUGGUAUUGGAGAGACCAUGAUUGGAGAACAAGUUGCAAAGGUGAUUGCUAGUAAGGAUAAAAAACUGCCAGUGGGUACUCUAGUUCAGGCUCAAACUGGAUGGACAACGCAUUCCAUUGCAAAAGGAAGUGACGUCACACCGGUACCCAAAUUCAUCUCCUCCGAUUGGCCAAAGUCUCUCGCCCUUGGUCUGCUCGGUAUGCCUGGAAUUACGGCGUACCUCGCUUUCCUGGACUGCUGUCGCCCUAAAUCCGGAGAAACAGUGGUUGUCAGUGGAGCUGCCGGUGCGGUGGGCGCUGUGGUGGGACAAAUAGCCAAAAUAAAGGGAUGUAAGGUGAUUGGUUUCGCCGGGUCUGACAAGAAAGUCCAAUACCUGAAGGAGAUUGGAUAUGAUGUAGCAAUUAACUAUAAGACUAUGGGAGACAUGGACAAGGCUCUGAAAGAAGCUGCACCCAAAGGCAUCGAUUGUUACUUCGAUAACAUCGGAGGCGAAUUUUCCAGUACUGUCAUGUACAAUAUGAAUGCUUACGGUCGUGUGUGUGUUUGUGGAUCCAUCAGUGCCUACAAUGCUAAGGAAUCCCCAAAAGCGAGAGUUCUUCAGCCUGCUAUUAUCUUUCAACGACUGUCACUCCAAGGAUUCUUUAUCUUUGAUCAUAAGGAUGAAUAUAUGGUAGCUGUAAAACAACUAAUGGCGUGGCUAAAUGAGAAAAAGUUGAUAUACAAGGAGCAUGUUACUAAUGGCUUCGAGAACACGCCAAAAGCCUUCCAACAGCUAUUCACUGGCGAAAACUUCGGCAAGGCAAUCAUCAAGAUUUAGCCAUCUCACUGGAAAGAAACACCGCACACCCCUAUCGCCCUAUCAUAAUUUGUUUCAAAUAGUCCUGCUUAAUGAAUAUACAGUUUACUUUUAUUUGAAUUGGCUUGCCUUGACAUACAUUCUUAAACACAGAAGGAGGAAAAGGUGGAAAAGGCCAAGGAAUGACAACGU
Messenger RNA from Lytechinus variegatus (green sea urchin), 1378 nucleotides. RefSeq names its product prostaglandin reductase 1-like. NCBI's taxonomy places the organism in Eukaryota, Metazoa, Echinodermata, Echinoidea, Temnopleuroida, Toxopneustidae. The transcript has 9 exons. Gene Ontology annotation, molecular function: 15-oxoprostaglandin 13-reductase [NAD(P)+] activity; 2-alkenal reductase [NAD(P)H] activity. The record is from RefSeq and is a predicted model, not a curated record. Gene Ontology annotation, cellular component: cytoplasm. Bases 221 to 1207 code for a protein of 328 amino acids. Gene Ontology annotation, biological process: prostaglandin metabolic process.